Messenger RNA from Porites lobata, 753 nucleotides. NCBI's taxonomy places the organism in Eukaryota, Metazoa, Cnidaria, Anthozoa, Scleractinia, Poritidae. The record is from the annotation of a GenBank genome assembly.
AUGGCGUUCAAGGAAGUUGGGUUGUUGCUUUCUAUUUGCUUUUUGCACUUGGGAGGUGCUACUUAUUGCACCUAUAAUUCUGACUGUGAUUAUUUAGAGACGUGCUGUUCAGAUUACGUCUGUAGACAAAAAUGCUCCCUCUGUUCCUACGAUUACCAGUGCGGCACGGGAGAAUGCUGCAAGAGUUCCAGUUGCAAGAAGAAAUGCUUCGACGGUGGUUGUCGAAAAAACUGUUACUCGUGCUCGUACAAUUCGGACUGUGAUUUUGGAGAGUGCUGUGACUCGGAUUAUACCUGUAAGAGCGUUUGUUCCCAUAGCCUCACUGGGGCAGCCAUUGGAGGCAUUAUCUUUGGCUGUUUGGUUCUUGCUGCCAUUGUGAUUUCCAUACUGGCUUGCUGCUGCUGUGCUUGUUGCCCGUAUUAUCGUCAUCGUCACCAUCCAGGAACAGUUUUAGUCACACAACCCAUGGGUGCGACAGUCACUGCAACAACUACACAGCAGACCAUUCAACAGCCACCACCUGUGGGAUACCACCAGCCGCCGCCUGUGGGAUUCAACCAACCACCUACCAUGGGAUACAAUCCACCACCAGGAGGAUUCUACCAACCAGUAGGUGUCGCACCACCGCCUUAUGUUCCUCCUCAGGCCUCUGGAGUAACAGCAUACCCUUCCCCUGGGGCACAAGGGUCAGCUCCAUACCCCCCUGCCCAGGCAGUGUACCAAGGAAGCACUGGACAACCAUUCAAGCAGUAA